GUUUCACAACGAUACAUGGGGGAAAACUCAAGAUUUUAGCGUUCGCAACCGAAACAGGGGAUGGAUUCUUCUGAGAAUCCAGACAACCGGAGAACGCGUAACCGGUAUUUCCUGCCAAAAUCCAUUGACAAAGCCGCAAUCCAGGCAAGGACGACAUCCACUGGACAAAUUGUCAUCCUACCGAAACACACACUACAAUCGAAUAUCCAGUCGUAACAAUGGUUAAAUUAUCACUCUCAACGCUGCUAUUUCUGCUGUCGACAGAGUCGACCUUGGCGUUCGCUCCGUCCGCGUUCAAAAGUGUUUCGUCAUCGCUGAUGGAGUUGAGAGCUUCCUCCUCUUCUGACAGUGAUCUUGCCGAUUGUUUGGUUUUGGGAGGCGGAAUUUCCGGUAGCACUCUGGCGCACAACUUAAAUAAAAACGGCGUUGACGUUGUCCUGGCAGAAGCUCGGGACUAUUUGGGAGGGAACGUCAAAUCGCACCGCACAGAGGAAGGAUUCUUGUGGGAGGAAGGCCCCAACUCGUAUGCAACACAGCCCAGCGUCGUUCGAAUUGCUUACGAGCUGGGCAUCGACGACCAAUUGGUAUUUGCCAAUGAAUCGUUACCACCGUGGGUCAACCACAACGGGAAGCUCCACCCGCUGCCCAAAGGGCAGGGGGGAAAGGGCCCGAAGGGACAAAUCGAGCUCGUCUUUGGACCAAAUGGUGUCCUGAAAUUCGCCCUCUUGGGGCAACUCCUAUCGUGGCCUGGAAAAAUUCGUGCGGGUAUCGGUGCCUUCGUGGGUCACGCCCCCGCUCCCGAAGGCAAGGAAGAAACCAUUCGUGAAUGGGUGACUCGUAUCUUGGGAGAGGAGGUCUUUCUGAGAUGCAUUGAYCCCUUCGUGUCGGGUGUUUAUGCCGGGAAUCCCGAGACGUUGGCCAUCAAGGCAGCCCUGCCAAAAAUUGCUCGCAUCGAAGAUAUUUCUUAUUCAAUUGGUUGGAACAAAUUCGGAGCUCUUUUCUACGGUGGUCUAAAGAGACAGGUCGCUUUGACGAAAGAACGAAAGGCCGACCCACCCGCUCCCGAAUGGCCCGAGUUUGAGUACGGAAACCCCGGUUCCUUCCGAGACGGACUCGCCACACUGCCGAACGCAAUUGCCAAGGAACUCGGAGAAAAGAUUCGAUUGGAACACAAAGCAACGAAAAUCGAGAAGAAGACCAACGACGACGGCAGCGAAUACUAUGAGGCGACAUUCGAAACACCAAAAGGAACCAAAACUGUCAAAGCGAAAACUGUUGUAUCUACUGUGCCUGCUCAUUGUAUUAGUGAUGUGCUCGAACCCGUGAUGGAAGAAUCCAAGGAAAUCUUCGAGAAAGUCCGAAAGGACAUAGAUCGCAUCGGGGUCUACUAUCCUCCCGUUGCAGCUGUUACCGUUGCGUAUCCCAAAAAAUCGUUCAAGGAUGUGGAACUGCCAAAUGGUUUUGGAAACCUCCAAGACUUGCCUGGGUUUGGUAGUCUCAAUCCCCGCUCUGAAGGAGUACGAACGCUUGGAACUCUCUGGUCGUCGUCGCUUUUCCCCGGGCGUGCUCCCAAGGAUUACAACCUGUUGUUGAAUUACAUUGGUGGGUCGCGAGAUGUUGGACUUGCCGACUUGUCGGAAGAAGAAAUUAUUGCCGAAGUCGACAAGGGAUGCCGACAGGUAUUGCUUAAAAGCGACGCACCUCCUGCUAAGGUUAUUGGUAUGAAGGUAUGGCCUACCGCCAUUCCUCAAUACGAAUUGGGACAUUUGCCAAUCAUGAAAGAGCUUGAAGAGGCCGAAGCGAAACAUCCUGGACUUUGGGUAUGUGGUAAUUACCGAACCGGUGUUGCCUUUCCCGAUUGCGUAACCUUUGGAUACGAAAAAGCCAAGGAAGUCAAGAGCUUUUUGGACGCACGAGAUAAUGAAAAAGAACCCGUGAAGACUACAGAAUCCAAAGAAGCAACAGUUAAAGUCGUUGGCAAGGAAGAAAAAGAAGAGGAGGACACCGCCAAGGUCGAAACUGUUGUUGACGAUAUGAAGGAAGAGGAAGUUACUGCCGCUGCCGUUGAGAAAGAAAAGAAGGAAGAAGAGAAAGAAGAGGAAACUGCUUCCGUUGUCGUCGAAAGCAUGGCGGAUGAUACGAAGGAAAAAGAAACAACGGAGAGAAAGAUACCGUUUUUCCUGACAGAGAAGAAAGUCGAAAAAGAAUUGACAAUAUGAUACUACGAUAGAGUAAUACACUUCUUGUAGAAACAGGGAAAUGCACUAUUUUUGAAAAGGUCGAUUAUUAUAUUUGUCUUGAGGUUUUUGCAGGCACGUGCAAACCAAGAUAUCGUACGAACUUUCCCUCCAUACUUCUUGCUGAAUAUUGGUGAAGAGUUUGCAUUUUAUUUUCACUUCGACAAUUCUCAAAAGAUGGUUCUAUCUUGAACUUAUCUUUACUACUCUAUUUUGUCUUGCGUCUCUUUGUAUCGGGUUGUUGCAACAAAAUAUACAUCUCGUCACUUUGGAACUUUUUCAAGAUCUCAUCAACGCCACAGRUGGGAGAUGGGAAGGAUUCAUUGGCGAAUUCUACCUCCUCCUCAUGGUUCCGAACCGUUGAUGGCGUUCUUGAUUGCACUUUCCGUUGUACCGUUUGAUCAUUCUUGAGUUCAAGAAGAAUUUCUAGAUUCGUUUUGCUCAUGAGCCGAAGGAAUUGUGGUUCUGAAAGGCAAUUUUUUCGGAUCAUCAUGGCAAGCUGGCGUAUUCUUUCGGAAACAAAGUGAUUCGAAGCCACAAUUUCCUGGAAGUCGAUGAUUUUUUUCAGAUUCGAUUCUUUUCGGCUACGCUUCUUGGCGUCCUGCGACGAACGAUAUUGACCUACUAGUAUAUUGCGAAGACAUUGGGACACUUUUUCGCGGGCCCUUUCGGCGUCUAUGAGCUUCCAGCUGCAUCGACCCUUGAUGGUUUCCGUGACCGCAAUCUUUUGGACAAAACCGCCACUGGGGCUCUUUGUUUGAAUGUGUUGAAUAAUAUCUCGGACAAUCUUGGAUUUGUCCUUUUUCCCAAACGUCUUAGAAUACUCUUUGGCUCGCUUCUGCACGACAGCACGGAAAUAUAUGUUUCCAGUAUGAACCUUUGCCUUUUUUCCUUGACUACAAAUGACGUCGAAUUCUCCCGGUUCGAAAUCAAUCGGUAGGGCCUGGUUUAGGAAGAUAAAAUCCGUCGCUUCUG
This is a messenger RNA of Pseudo-nitzschia multistriata, 3212 nucleotides long. The record is from the annotation of a GenBank genome assembly. Lineage: Eukaryota; Bacillariophyta; Bacillariophyceae; Bacillariales; Bacillariaceae.